This is a messenger RNA of Cavia porcellus (domestic guinea pig), 981 nucleotides long. RefSeq names its product chromosome unknown C13orf42 homolog (gene CUNH13orf42). The transcript is spliced from 4 exons. The record is from RefSeq and is a predicted model, not a curated record. Lineage: Eukaryota; Metazoa; Chordata; Mammalia; Rodentia; Caviidae. The coding region runs from base 1 to 981 and encodes 326 amino acids.
AUGUUCAGAAAGAUCCACUCCAUCUUUAGCUCCAGCCCGCAGAGGAAGGCAGCAGCCGAGAACCCUUACUAUACCGGAGCGGGCUCAGGGGUGAAGCUGAUCCGUAGCAGCUCCAUGUAUGUGGUGGGGGACCACGGCGAGAAAUUCAGCGAGUCAUUAAAGAAGUACAAAAGCACGAGCAGCAUGGACACCAGCCUGUACUACCUGCAGCAGGAGGAGGAUCGCGCGUGGAUGUAUUCACGCACCCAGGACUGCCUGCAGUAUCUCCAGGAACUGCUGGCCCUGCGGAGAAAAUACCUCAGCAGCCUGGGCGAUCUGAAGCCACAACGUGCCUCGCAGGGCAUCUCCUCGACCUUCUCCAAAUAUUCCAAGGGAGGGAAAAAGCCCUGUGGCCAGUCCAUCCCCAAAGAAAUAAAGAAGGCAACCACAAAGAAAUACUCGCAGUUCAGUGCUGAUGUGGCCGACGCCAUUGCCUUCUUCGAUUCCAUCAUUGCUGAGCUGGAGACAGAGAGAUGGCCGCGGGCUGCCGAGGUUGAGCCGCUCAAUGAAGAUGUGGACUUCGAUGUGACCACCAGCUCCCGGGAGCACAGCCUGCACUCCAACUGGAUCUUGCGUGCUCCACGCAGACACUCUGAGGACAUCGCAGUGCAUGCUGCACACACCCCAGACAGCCAGUUUCGGAGGAGCACAGAGCUAAGGACCAUCGGCACCCAGAGGAGGCUUGAGAGACACCCCAUUUACUUGCCCAAGGCUGUGGAAGGGGCAUUCAACACUCUGAAAUUUAAGCCCAAACCCCACAAAAAAGAGCUGGGGAGUUCCAGACAGGUCCUUUUCAACUUCUCAGGAGAAGACAUGGAAUGGGAUGCAGAGCUCUUUGCACUGGAGCCCCUGGCAUCUCCGGGAGAGGACUACUGUGAGACAGAGAACCCCAAAGGACAGUGGCUGCUUCAAGAGAGACUCUGGGAGCGGACAGUGCCCUGA